Molecule: messenger RNA, 1271 nt
Organism: Neodiprion fabricii
Lineage: Eukaryota; Metazoa; Arthropoda; Insecta; Hymenoptera; Diprionidae
Exons: 3
Coding region: 130-1116 (328 amino acids)
Source: RefSeq, a predicted model, not a curated record
CGCCUCUGAUGGCUCUGAAGCGUGGUCGCGUGCUGGAUUUCGGUGAUAGAACGUGUGCUAUUUUUCGUGAUGGUUUUCUUGCGUGUUUUCAUUGUUCUGACUUUUUUCGACUGAGAUCCAAAUUAAAAAAUGACGCAAAGGUGGUCCGUGGAGCAAAUAACCGUUUUAAUUGAUGCAUACAAAGAGGAGCCGUGUUUGUAUGCAACCAAUUCGCCGAACUAUCACAAUAAAAACCUUCGAACCAUGGCUCUUAAUCGAGUGAACAACGCAGUGUUGAGGUUAAGGCCAGCGUCGACGACAAAAGAGUGCGCAAAUAAAUUUCAUAAUUUGCGAAAUCAAUUUAAUAUCGAGCACUCAAAGGUUAAAUCCUCUUUAAAAAGCGGGACUGGCACCGAUGACAUUUAUAAACCGAGCCUGUGGUACUACCAAAAACUUUUGUUCCUCGAUUCCUACGUGAUCCCGCGUAGAAACAGGACUUCUCUUGAUAGUCAGGUUUCGCUGUCCGAUAUGCCGCUGAGUCAGGGUACAGCAACACACAUGAUGGAAGAGAACUCCGAAGACGGAGCUUAUUACGAGAACGUUGAGUACGUGGAUGAUGUUCUUAUCACAGAGUUUGACGGGAUGAUUCGAGCGCAGGAGAAUCUCUGUGGAUCUUCUUCAACAAUACAAGUGUCGGAUACGCAUAGUACUUCGCUGCAGAUCCAUAAACAUUCAUCACCAUCUCUACAUAGGAGUCGCUCAUCAUCCCUUUCAUCAGUAACGGCCAACAACCUGCAAGAAAAUACAUUUCCACGUCCUCAUAGUUCCUCGCAAUCCAGCUCUUCGACGUCUGGAGUAGGCUCUUCGGCAAAACGCAAAAGAAAGAAUCCGCGAUUGGACGACAGUGACGAAUUUUCCACCGUCAUAAAAAAUUUAACCGAUUCCAUAAAUGCGCCUAUCACCAUCAACACGCCUCCGACAAAUUCAACUCCAGACUGCGUAGAUGGAUUUUUAACAUUCAUGGGGAGCUUACUGCGACAGUUUCAAGAUGAACAAUUGAAGCUGGAGGUAAUGAAUGAAGUUACCCAAUUAAUUAUCAACGCCAAAACUACCGACUACCAUCGAUCAAAAAAUUAAAAAAAAUACCUCAGCUCUUGAAGCUUUAAGCAAUGUACGUACAUCGAUGUUAAAAAUUGAGAGAAAAAGAAACUAAAAAUCCGAAUUUAUACCUGUACGUGAUUGAUCUUGAUGUAUAAAAAAAAAAACAACAAUAAAUAUAAAUUUUAUUCUGA